Molecule: messenger RNA, 1636 nt
Organism: Helicoverpa armigera (cotton bollworm)
Lineage: Eukaryota; Metazoa; Arthropoda; Insecta; Lepidoptera; Noctuidae
Product: glutamate receptor 1-like
Exons: 10
Coding region: 14-1636 (540 amino acids)
Cellular component (GO): membrane
Molecular function (GO): ligand-gated monoatomic ion channel activity
Source: RefSeq, a predicted model, not a curated record
CUUAGCAAAUGAAAUGUCUAAAAUCGGCAGCAGGUCAUCGACAUCAAUGGGUGUGGAUUCACGAUAUUAUUACCAUGAUUUGCUAUACUUGCUUGAUCUGGAUUGUCCAGGAGCUGAAGAUAUUAUUGCAUUGGCAACAGCUAAAAACCUAUUUCGUUCACCAUUCCGUUGGCUGGUGAUCACCGCAUGGUCUAAAAACGCUAACAUUGCUGCUUUAUGGAACAGCCCAGUUCUGGCAGAUAGCGACUUGGUGUUAGCUGCGGGAAAUGGUGGUGUUUUGAAACUAGUUGAACUCCACAAGCCAUCUCCCAACGGCACCAUGAUUUCAACUCUACGAGGGUUCUACAACGGCAGCCUCUACGACGUGAGGCCUCACCGGGAGCUGUUCCGAAGACGCCGUGACGUCAUGGGCCAUACCAUCACCAUGUCCAACGUUAUACAGGAUAGUAACACCACGGUUUAUCAUCUGCCGAGGGAGGAUGGGAUGGAGCCUCAAUACGACUCGAUAUCAAAGAUUUGCUGGAUGAACGUGAAGCUAGCCUUCCAAAUGCUGAACGCCACUCCAGGGUAUGUGUUCAGCUACCGAUGGGGGUACAAGGUCAACGGCAAGUGGUCUGGCAUGAUAGAUGAUAUCCAUUCUGGAAGAGCUGAGUUGGGAACAAACUGCGUGGUAUCAGACAUAGAACGUUUGGACGUGGUUGCCUACACCGAUCGUCUAGCUCCCUUCAGAGUUCGCUUCGUAUUCCGCCAGCCACCUCUGCCGUAUGUCGCGAAUAUAUUCUCCAUGCCUUUCUCUAAGAACGUUUGGAUCGCCAUGUCUGUGUGUGCUGUGUUGAGUACGGCGACUGUUUAUUUGGCUGCAAAAUGGGAAGCUAAAGAGGGCAAGGGUCCAACACAACUAGACAGCAUUGGUGACGCGAUGUUACUAACGUUCAGUGCAAUAGGCCAGCAGGGUUGUGUGAUGGAACCAAGAAGACUAUCAGGUCGUAUGAUGGUGUUUGUGCUGUUCACGGCGCUGAUGGCGCUGUACGCGGCGUACUCCGCCAACAUCGUGGUGCUGCUGCAGGCGCCCUCCGACUCCAUCCGCAGCCUGCCGCAGCUCGCCAACGCUAAGAUCACCCUCGCUGCCAACGAUGUGGAUUACAAUCAUUUUGUUUUCAAACUCCACAAAGACCCGGUGCGUGAAAUCGUUUACAAGCGAAUCGACCCGGAGAAAGGAAAGAAACAUUUCUACGAUCUCAAUGAAGGAGUCGAGAGAAUUAGACAGGGUCUGUUCGCGUUCCACUCUAUCGUGGAGCCAGUAUACAUGAGGAUCGAGCAGACGUUCCUGGAGACUGAGAAGUGUGAUCUCAUGGAGGUGGACUUCCUCAACAGCUACGAUACCUUCGUACCCGUGAGGAAGGAGUCACCUUACUUAGAGCUUUUGAGGGUCGUCUUUAAACAGAUCCGCGAGUCCGGCAUCCAGUCGGCCCUAUCCAAGCGUCUCCAAGUACCCAAGCCCCACUGCACCAGCAAGAUGUCCUCGUUCAGCAGCGUGGGGCUGAUGGACAUGAAGCCUGUGCUGAUCCUCAUGCUGUACGGCGUCUGUCUGUCCGUCACCAUCGCUGCUGCCGAGAUCCUUGUGUUUAAACUGUGA